UAUAUUUAAAUAGCGCUCAUAUCUUUAAAAUGAGUCUAUAUGGAGUGAAUGGAACUAAUUUUAGUUCUUGGUGUAUUCGGAAAUGCCGUCCAGUUUACUGCUUAAUUUGAUCGAGUACAUUAUUUAUUUUGAUUUAAUACAAAGUGUUGCAAUGUUGUUGACUUCGACGUUCCGUUUAGGGUUGAAGAGCUGCCGGGUUUUCUCACGAGCUGUCCCUCAGAUGCCAAAUUUUGAAUAUCAACCCAAAAAGUAUUUGGGCCCAAGCUAUGAGAAAAUGCAAAAUAUAUGGGCAACCAACAUUAUAAGUGCCUUUGCACCACACUUCAAAGAACCACUUCUCAUCCAUGAUGGAAAAAUGCAAUGGCUGUUUGAUCAUACUGGAAGAAGAUACCUUGACAUGUUUGGAGGCAUAGUCACUGUCAGUGUGGGGCACUGUCACCCGAAGGUCUCAGAGGCAGCUGCACAACAACUGAAUACACUGUGGCACACUACAAAUAUUUACUUGAACCCAAAAUUGCAUGAAUAUGCCGCAAAACUUACUUCCAAACUUCCUGAUGAUUUAAAGGUUGUUUACUUCGUGAACAGUGGGUCAGAAGCAAAUGACUUUGCUGUAUUUCUGGCCCGAUUACAUACCAAAAACUCUGAUAUAAUUUCUUUACGAAAUGCUUAUCAUGGAAUGAGCUAUGUAACAAUGGCUCUCACUGCACAAUCUUCUUGGAGAAAUUCUCUUCCAUUGGCUCCUGGUUUUCAUCAUACCAUGAACCCGGACGUUUACCAAGGAUUGUGGGGAGGCUCCCACUGUCGUGAUUCACCUGUCCAAACCACUCGUCACUGUGACUGCAAACCAGAUGAAUGUAAUGCUUGUGAUAUGUACUAUGGACAACUGGAGGAAAUCUUCAAGUACUCUCUCCGUGCUGGUAACCUAGCUGGCUUCUUCACAGAAACUAUUCAGGGUAUUGGUGGAGUUGUUCAGUUUCCAAAGGGAUUUUUGAAAAAGGCCUAUGAACUUGUGAGGACGAAUGGUGGUGUUUGCAUUGCUGAUGAGGUACAGACAGGUUUUGGACGCACUGGAGAACAUUUCUGGGGAUUUGAAAUGCAUGAUGUGAUACCAGAUAUUGUCACCAUGGCAAAGGGGAUUUGUAAUGGCCUUCCCAUGGCCGCUGUUGUCACAACACCUGCUCUUGCACAGUCACUGAAAGGGGCAUAUUAUUUCAACACAUUUGGAGGUAAUCCAGUGUCCUGUGCUGCAGGGCUGACGGUAUUAAACGUGAUUGAAGAAGAAAAGAUUCAGGAAAAUGCCCAUGUUGUCGGAACACAUCUUCUAAAGAAACUUGCAAAGUUGAGAGACCAGUUUGAAUGUAUAGGAGAUGUUAGAGGAAAGGGACUGAUGAUUGGAGUUGAAAUGGUUACUGAUAAGGAGACCAGAACUCCUCUUCCAAGCAACCACUUUGUGGACAUCUGGGAUGACUGUAAAAAUAUGGGUGUUCUUAUUGGUCGAGGAGGACUAUACCACAAUGUAUUCCGAAUGACACCACCAAUGUGCGUCACCAGAGAAGAUGUUGAUUUUGCAGUUGGUGUGUUUGAAGCAGCAAUUCAGAAGCAUCAGAAGGUAUUUAUGAAGUAGGCACAACAAAUCUGCAGUGAAAGCAAGAUAUUACCAUUUUAUGUACCCUGAUAACUUUUAAACGAACUGAUGGAUUCUGAUGAAUCUUGGUAUGAAUAUAGAACUCUCUAAUGCACUUCACUUUAUAUGUUUUGCCUCCAAUGUGGCUGUGUGAAUUUCUAAGGUUAGAGUAAAUCUAGCACCAGUUAAUAUACAGCCCUGAAACUUUUGUGUGAUUCAGUUCCUUGAUAAGUAUACAAUCUUUAUCUAGAUAAUUGCUCCCAACACCCUGGGGGAGGGGUUAGAAUGUAGAAUAAGAAUAUGAAGGCCCCACAAAAUUUAUAUUUUGCUUUCUGUUUGAUAGUAAUAAUUAAUGAACCAGUGGAGGCCAGCAUAUGAAAUUUUGUAAUGACAUUGUAACUGUAAGUUCUGUAUGAAUACAGAAUACCUUUCUUUCACAUCUCAACAAUUACAAAUAUAGCAGUGGUGCAAAACUGA
Molecule: messenger RNA, 2101 nt
Organism: Cryptotermes secundus
Lineage: Eukaryota; Metazoa; Arthropoda; Insecta; Blattodea; Kalotermitidae
Product: alanine--glyoxylate aminotransferase 2, mitochondrial
Exons: 10
Coding region: 83-1624 (513 amino acids)
Biological process (GO): glyoxylate catabolic process
Cellular component (GO): mitochondrion
Molecular function (GO): L-alanine:glyoxylate transaminase activity; pyridoxal phosphate binding
Source: RefSeq, a predicted model, not a curated record